Meloidogyne enterolobii is the source of this 1398-nucleotide messenger RNA. The record is from the annotation of a GenBank genome assembly. Lineage: Eukaryota; Metazoa; Nematoda; Chromadorea; Rhabditida; Meloidogynidae.
AUGUUGGGAGGCAAUAACAACGCUUUAGCAGAAUUAUUUUCUGGACAACAUUUUGCAACAUCUUCAGGUCACGAACAACAACUUUUUGGUAGUGGAGGAGGUGGAGGUGGAAAAUUUACAAGUGGUGGUAGUCCAAACAAGGACGAUACUUAUUGUGAAAUUUGUAAUAAAAAUCUUUGCAAUCGCUACUUUUUAAAAAUACAUAUGAAUAAAAAACAUGGAAUUGGUGAAAGAUCUCCAGUCAAGCUCGGAAACAGCAACUUUUUUAAUUACCAAAUUUCCACUUCUACGGAACAACAACAACAAAAUUCACAACAAUUACCUGGAAGAGCCCAAUCAGCCACCUUAUUAAAUACUAAUCGAAGAGAAUCUCCCCCAAUUAAUUCAUUUAAUAAUUCAAAAACUUCAAUACAAAAACAAGAAGAACUUCAACAAUUUUUAUGUUCGUCUACACCAGCAUCAGUUAAUAAUAAUAAUAAUUUGGGUGGAGGAGGUUCUACUAAUAAUUCUGCUGCAAACUCUUCAAAUUUGUUGGAAACAUCGCCUAAUGCUGCUGAUUCAUUUUCAACCGACCAACAAUUAAUGGGCCAAUGCCUAAUGCAGCAUUUAGCUUCACAAUUAGGCCUUUCAUCAUCACAAUCAGGAGGAGAACGUUCUUCCAUUAUUGAACAAUUAAUUGGUGCUGGCUUGCCUUUAGCUGAAUUACUUCAACAACAACAACAAUCGGCACAAAGAUCUUCUCCUUCUCCCGAUCUCAAUAAUCAAAUUAUUCAUUGUACCCAAUGUGCUAGACAAUUUCCAACACCUACCGCUUUGUUACAUCAUCAAAUAACUGAACAUAUUGGCACAAAUUUGGAACAACCAAACAAUGAAAAUAAUAAUAACCAAUUAAAUCCACUUGCAUUACGUUGGGCAAUGAAUGAAUUAAAUAAUAGUGGAGGUAGUGGAGAUGGUAGUGGAAGUGGUGGAGGAGGAGGAGGAGGGGAUGGAACAACUGCUGCAACAGUACAACAACAGCAACAAUUUCUGAACCAACUUCUCGGCUCAAAUUUUUCUCCAAAUUCUGCAGCCUCGUCAUUACUUCUCCCUGCAUUUGGAGCAUUAAAUAAUACAGAAAUGGACAAUGCUACAAUGUUAGCUAAACUUAGUGCGGAAUUAGCGUCUGUGAGUCAAGCAUCUCAACAACAACACGGCUCUUCUGGAUUGCUGUUUCAAAAUGGGCUUUCUCUUGGGCAAUCUGGACAAGUUGGGGUUGUAUUUUUUAUGUUCAUUUAUGUUUGUGUUUUAUGUUGUGUUUAUUUUCAAGUUUGUGAAUGUAUUUUCUUUCAAGUUUGUGUUUUCUUCUUAUUUAACGUUGUAUUUUCUUCUGAUUUUGUUUUGUAUUUUCGUCUGAGUUAA